Messenger RNA from Danio aesculapii, 2116 nucleotides. RefSeq lists its product as uncharacterized. Gene Ontology annotation, molecular function: serine-type endopeptidase activity. The record is from RefSeq and is a predicted model, not a curated record. Gene Ontology annotation, biological process: proteolysis. NCBI's taxonomy places the organism in Eukaryota, Metazoa, Chordata, Actinopteri, Cypriniformes, Danionidae.
GAGAGUGUGUAGGUGUGUAGUAAGGAAGAAUAUAAAGCAGGGGCAAGCGUCUGAACCCUUGCAGUCAGCUGUGAAACUUAUAGAUGCAGAUCAUGAAGAUCCAUAUAGUUGGCGUAGCAUUGACCAUUGCCCUUCUAACAGGGUGUGACGCACAACUAAAUGUGUGUGGCACGGCACCUCUCAACUCUAGGAUAGUGGGAGGACAGAAUGCACCAGUCGGCGCUUGGCCAUGGCAGGUCAGUCUUCAAAAAGGUGGCAGCCAUUUCUGUGGUGGAUCUCUCAUUAACAACCAAUGGAUUCUGACUGCAGCACAUUGCUUUCCCAGCAUUUCAACGUCUGGCCUACUUGUAUAUUUGGGCCUACAAACACUAGCCUCAAUGGAUUCAUUCUCGAUAUCCAGUGCUGUCUCUAAUAUCAUAAAACAUCCAAACUACAAUAGUAAUACUGAAGACAAUGACAUCACUCUUCUGCAACUGUCCUCACCGGUGAGUUUUACGAACUACAUCAGACCUGUCUGUCUGGCUGCAUCAGGCAGUACUUUCUACAACGGCACUUUGACCUGGGUCACUGGAUGGGGGAACACUGCUUCAGGCGUCAACCUACCUUCUCCUGGGACUCUACAAGAAGUGCAAGUGCCGAUUAUUGGAAACAGGAAGUGUAACUGUCUUUAUGGGGUCUCGUCCAUCACAGACAACAUGGUGUGUGCCGGACUAUUGCAAGGAGGGAAAGACUCCUGUCAGGGCGACUCUGGUGGUCCAAUUGUCAGCAAACAGGGCUCAGUCUGGAUCCAGGCUGGAAUUGUGAGCUUUGGACAAAGCUGUGCGCUACCAAAUUUCCCUGGUGUGUAUACCAGGGUGUCUAAAUAUCAGAGCUGGAUCCAGCAGACUAUCACCAACAACCAGCCAGGCUUUGUAAUGUACAAUUCCACUGGUACUGAUGGUGACCUGAGUGUGAACUGCCCUGGUCUCCCCACCAUCCCCCCCACCACCACCACCACAGCUUCUACAACAAUGCCAACUACAACUGUCGCACCUGUUGUGUGUGGAAGUGCUAAACUGAACUCCGGUGCUGGAGGAAACAGCCUACUUGCAUCUCCAGGCAUGUGGCCCUGGAUCGCCAGUGUUCAGUUUAAUGGCAGUCACGUUUGUGGAGGAGCGCUGAUCGCUGAACAGUUUGUCAUGACCUCUGCCAGCUGCUUUCCUAAUUCCACCAAUGCUACAGGAUGGACUGUUGUCCUGGGCCGACUCAAUCAGAACAGCUCCAACCCCAAUGAGGUCUCCAUCAAAGUUGCAAAUUUCUCAAUGAGCAACAGUUCGGGUAACAACGUUGCCGUCUUGCAGUUGGCGGUUACACCAAACUUCACCAAUUACAUUCAGCCCAUAUGUGUGGACCUGGGAGGCAACAAUGUCGAUGCUAACACUCAAUGCUGGGCAGCAGGAUGGGGAUCAGGAGCAGGAGGAGUGAAUCAAACUCUUCAGCAAUACCAGACCUCUAUUGUGAGCUGUGGAAACUCAUCCUCAAACAACAGUAUUUGUACCAGUGCUUUUGACUUACAACAGGGUGUUCAAGGCGGUCCACUAAUGUGUUUGGUGGGUCAGUCAUGGAUCCAUAUUGCAGUAUUAACCAUAUCGAACAGCAACUCUAACAGCAGCAUCUCUAACAGCACUCUGAACAACAGUACUCUCAAUAACAGCACGAUCAGUAACAGCACCGUCAAUAACAGCACAGGCGCCAAGGGCGCUGACUCGUACUUCACUGUUAAGGCUCAGGGUGUCCAGAUCUUCACUAAAACCUCCAGCUUUUCCACAUUCCUGACAGCUGUGAUCAGUUCCUUCCCUCAAAAAGCUUCAAACACUACAAAUGCAAUUACAAACGCUCCUUCUGCAAGCACCUCAAACUCAACCCAGUCUAGUGGCUCACCAGCAUCUUUUUCCUCCUGCUAUACAGCUUCUAUUUUCUUCUCCUCACUUCUAACUCUUCAACUCUUUCACAAGAGCAUCUUUUGAGAAGAACGGCUCACUUUUAAAGCUAAUGUGAAAUAUCCAGACACAUAAUAAUAUGUUUUUCAGUAUGCCUCAUAUGACUGAUUACAUUGUCAUACAACAUUAAAGGCUUU